Messenger RNA from Zingiber officinale, 1281 nucleotides. RefSeq lists its product as uncharacterized. The transcript has a single exon. Bases 1 to 1281 code for a protein of 426 amino acids. The record is from RefSeq and is a predicted model, not a curated record. Lineage: Eukaryota; Viridiplantae; Streptophyta; Magnoliopsida; Zingiberales; Zingiberaceae. Gene Ontology annotation, molecular function: protein binding.
AUGGCGGGACCGAACCCAGAACUUAGGUCACUAUCAUUCUGGGUGCUCCUCCGUGAAAUCUGCCAAUCCGAAUCCCAAUCCGUAGACUGGCCAAAUCUACCAGAUCAUCUCGUCGAUUUCGUCUUCAAUCGCUUGAAUCGGUUCAACCGCGUCAAAUUAGGAACCCUAUGCAUGGAUUGGAGCAAACAUGUACGCCGCGAAGAUUUUGGGUCGCCUGGUGUUCUUCUGCUAUACCGUACUUCUUCCGAAGGAUACACACAUCGCCUCUUCGUGGUUGACUUCCCCGAAGACCCCUUCGCCGAGCUUUGCUGUCCGACUAUCGUCGGCCACAAAGUGAUCGGAUCUUCAUCCGAGGGAUGGUUGACUUUUGUCAACCAAGAAUUGGAAGUGAUCAAUUACAAUCCGGUCACAAGGGGUCGUAUCCAACUUCCCUCGAUCGCCAGCCUUCCCAACCUAGACGACCGCUAUUUUAGUAAGUUCAUUUUCUUAUCUCCAUCAAAUUCGCACAAUGCAGCGUUAUUGUACGGAGAUGGAUCCUUGGCGGUCACGACAAUGGGGGAAGCCAGGUGGAUCAGCGUGAAAGGCGGCGUUAUGGUCAAAGAUAUGCUUUUUUCUGGUGGACUGUUGUACGCAGUGGAUAUCAACGCCAAUAUUCUUGUAUGCGACUUCACGUUCCCUCCAAAGGUGACCGAUAUCAUCCUACUUGAUUUUGGGCCACAGUUACAGCUUUGGCAAUGGCUGUUGCAGUUGGUGGAAUGCUCAGGCGAGAUCUUGUUAGUGGCACGGAAGAUGGUUCCACACUCCGACCAGAUCCAUCAAGAAAGAACCCAGCAAUUUAAAAUUUUUAAAAUGACAAAUAUAGUAGAUCUUGAUCGCAUAUCUCCUGAGUGGAAUCACAAGGCAGCUACAUGCCAAGAAGUGGAAGAUAUAGACAAUCAGGCUUUAUUUUUAGGAAUAAAUCAGUCGGCACUCUACUCUACCAGGGAGUUUCCCAUUUUGAAAAAGAAUUCAAUAUAUUUUAGUGACCCCGUCAAAGACUAUAUUGAUAGCCAACUGGAGUAUGAUAGACUUAACACGGACAUUCCCGAUGUCGGAGUCUACAGUAUGGAGACGGGUAGCAUCAAAUGGUUGCUCGAUGCUGAUGAGUUUGCAGGAUUCUCCAUGCUGCCACCAAUUUGGUUUUUUCCCCCAAUAGAUAAAGAUUUGUUUUUUGUAAUAAUGAGCAUUUUCCCUAUGAUAGACUUCUAUGCUCCUUUUGAUUACAGAGUGAGUAGAAACUGA